Molecule: messenger RNA, 794 nt
Organism: Diachasmimorpha longicaudata
Lineage: Eukaryota; Metazoa; Arthropoda; Insecta; Hymenoptera; Braconidae
Product: 60S ribosome subunit biogenesis protein NIP7 homolog
Exons: 3
Coding region: 129-671 (180 amino acids)
Biological process (GO): ribosomal large subunit biogenesis; ribosome assembly
Cellular component (GO): nucleolus; nucleus; preribosome, large subunit precursor
Molecular function (GO): RNA binding
Source: RefSeq, a predicted model, not a curated record
UCCACUCCACAUGGGAUAUUUCCUUCCUUUCCCAUGUGCCCGUCAGACCUUUUCCAGUAGUUAUUGCAAAAAAAUAGUGAAACCAUUUGGAAAUAGUGAUCAGUGACCAGGACCAUUAAUAAAAUAUCAUGAGGAGAUUAUCAGAAGAAAGAACUAAGUUAUUGUUCGAAAAACUAACGAAAUACAUCGGUGACAAUGUCAAGCUACUGGUGGACCGUCCGGACGGUAUAUACUGCUUCAGAGAGAAAAAGGACAGGGUUUACUACGUCUCGGAGAAGAUUCUGAAUCUAGCAUCAACCAUUGCACCUGAGAAUCUGAUGAGUUUUGGUACCUGUUUCGGUAAAUUCACGAAAUCCGGAAAAUUCAGGCUCCAUAUAACUGCGCUGCACUAUCUGGCACCUUAUGCCCAGUACAAAGUGUGGCUGAAGUCCUCAGCAGAACAGCAAUUUGUCUAUGGCCACAAUGUGACGAAGUCGGGGCUAGGAAGGAUAACAGAAAAUACACCAAGAUAUCAAGGAGUCGUUGUAUUUUCUAUGAAUGACGUCCCUCUGGGCUUUGGUGUGGCAGCAAAGAGCACAGCUGACUGUAAAUUCGCAGAUCCAAUGGCCAUCGUCUGCUUCCAUCAGGCGGAUAUUGGUGAAUACAUCAGAUCAGAAGACACUUUACUAUGAAAAAAUACUUUUGAAAGUGCUAUGUUUAAACUUAAUGGAUACCAUAGAGCGACUGGAGGAGGAAUGAUUUAGUGGUAGGUUUUGCCACGUUACUUUUUUAAAUUAAAAAAUUUAUUCCCUUUG